Pteropus alecto (black flying fox) is the source of this 4947-nucleotide messenger RNA. RefSeq names its product PTPRF interacting protein alpha 1 (gene PPFIA1). Gene Ontology annotation, molecular function: protein binding. Gene Ontology annotation, biological process: synapse organization. The transcript is spliced from 27 exons. Bases 30 to 3641 code for a protein of 1203 amino acids. Gene Ontology annotation, cellular component: presynaptic active zone. The record is from RefSeq and is a predicted model, not a curated record. NCBI's taxonomy places the organism in Eukaryota, Metazoa, Chordata, Mammalia, Chiroptera, Pteropodidae.
UGACUGUAGUCUGGGUCUUCUAUUUCGAGAUGAUGUGCGAGGUGAUGCCGACCAUCAGUGAAGCAGAAGGCCCCCCGGGAGGAAGUGGGAGCCAUGGGUCCAGCUCCCCUUCGCAGCCAGAUGCAGAUUCACAUUUCGAACAGUUGAUGGUCUCCAUGCUGGAGGAGAGGGACCGUCUUCUUGACACGCUGAGAGAGACUCAAGAAACGCUGGCAUUAACCCAGGGGAAAUUACACGAGGUCGGCCAUGAAAGAGAUUCCUUGCAGAGGCAGCUCAAUACUGCACUUCCACAGGAGUUCGCAGCACUUACUAAAGAACUCAACGUAUGCAGGGAACAGCUCCUUGAAAGGGAAGAAGAAAUUGCCGAACUCAAAGCAGAAAGAAACAACACCAGGCUGCUGUUGGAACAUUUGGAAUGCCUUGUCUCCAGGCAUGAGAGGUCCCUGAGGAUGACAGUGGUGAAGAGGCAAGCGCAGUCCCCAGCAGGUGUGUCCAGCGAAGUGGAAGUACUUAAAGCACUGAAAUCAUUGUUCGAGCACCACAAAGCUCUGGACGAAAAGGUGAGAGAGCGGUUACGAGUAGCACUUGAAAGGUGUAGUUUGUUAGAAGAAGAAUUAGGUGCCACACACAAAGAGCUAAUGAUUCUUAAAGAACAGAAUAAUCAGAAAAAAACACUGACAGAUGGGGUGCUCGACGUAAACCACGAGCAGGAAAAUACGCCGAGCACAAAUGGAAAGAGAUCUUCCGAUGGUUCUUUAAGCCACGAGGAAGACCUCGCCAAAGUCAUCGAGCUGCAGGAAAUCAUCGACAAGCAGGCACGGGAGCAGAGCCAGAUGAAGGAGCGUCUGGCCGCCCUCUCCAGUCACGUGACAGAGCUGGAAGAGGACCUGGACACCGCGAGGAAAGAUCUCAUCAAAUCUGAGGACGUGAACACAAAACUGCAGCGAGAUGUUCGUGAAGCCAUGGCCCAAAAGGAAGACAUGGAAGAGAGAAUCACUACUCUUGAGAAACGCUACCUCGCAGCACAGCGUGAAGCCACCUCUGUGCACGACCUUAACGAUAAACUUGAAAACGAAAUCGCAAAUAAAGAUUCUAUGCAUCGACAGACUGAGGAUAAAAACCGCCAGUUACAAGAACGCCUGGAGCUGGCAGAGCAGAAGCUGCAGCAGACUCUGCGCAAGGCCGAGACGCUGCCCGAGGUGGAGGCCGAGCUGGCCCAGCGGGUGGCCGCGCUCUCGAAGGCCGAGGAGAGACACGGCAACGUUGAGGAGAGGCUGCGGCAGAUGGAGGCCCAGCUGGAGGAGAAGAACCAGGAGCUGCAGCGGGCAAGGCAGAGAGAAAAAAUGAAUGAAGAACACAAUAAACGUUUAUCAGACACCGUCGACAAGCUUCUUUCAGAAUCUAACGAGAGGCUUCAGCUUCACCUUAAAGAGAGGAUGGCUGCUCUAGAGGAUAAGAAUUCUCUACUGCGAGAAGUUGAAAAUGUGAAAAAGCAAUUAGAAGAAACUCAACAUGAUAAGGAUCAGCUCGUGCUGAACGUCGAAGCGCUGAGGGCUGAGCUGGACCAGAUGAGGCUGCGUGGCGCUCCCCUUCACCACGGCCGGCCGCACUUGGGCAGCGUCCCGGACUUCCGGUUCCCCAUGGCAGACGGCCCCACAGAGCCCUACAGCAGCGGCGCGGUGCUGCGGCGCCCCCAGAAAGGCCGCCUGGCUGCGCUGCGGGACGAGCCUUCCAAGGUACAGACCCUCAAUGAGCAGGACUGGGAACGCGCCCAGCAAGCCAGCGUCCUGGCCAACGUAGCACAGGCGUUUGAGAGUGACGCUGACGUGUCUGACGGCGAGGAUGACAGGGACACUCUCUUCAGCUCAGCUGCUCUCUUGUCACCCAGUGGGCAGGCCGAUGCCCAGACCCUAGCGAUGAUGCUGCAGGAGCAGCUGGACGCCAUCAACAAAGAGAUCAGGUUGAUACAGGAGGAGAAGGAGAACACCGAGCAGCGGGCGGAGGAGAUCGAGAGUCGCGUGGGCAGCGGCAGCCUGGACAGCCUUGGUCGUUUUAGAUCAAUGAGCGCCAUCCCCCCCUACCCCGCUUCCUCGCUGGCCGGCUCCUCCCCUCCGAAUAGCGGCCGGUCCACCCCACGCAGGAUCCCGCACAGCCCAGCUCGGGAAGUGGACAGACUAGGUAUCAUGACCCUGUUGCCAGCUUCCCGAGAAGAGGUACGAGAUGACAAGACAACGAUAAAAUGUGAAACCUCUCCCCCUUCCUCCCCGAGGUCCCUGCGAUUAGACAGGCUGCACAAAGGAGCGUUGCAUACGGUCAGCCACGAGGACAUCAGGGACAUCAGAAACUCAACAGGCUCGCAGGACGGCCCCGUGAGCAACCCCAGCAGCAGCAACAGCAGCCAGGACUCGCUCCACAAAGCCCCCAAGAAGAAGGGCAUCAAGUCGUCCAUCGGCCGCCUGUUCGGCAAGAAGGAAAAGGGCCGCCCGGGGCUCGCGGGCAGGGAGGCACCGGGGGCAGCGGGCGUCUCGGAGACGGAAAACUCGGGUCAGGAUGCCUUGGGACUCAGCAAAUUGGGAGGACAGGCUGAAAAAAAUCGCAAACUUCAGAAAAAGCACGAGCUGCUCGAGGAAGCCCGCAGACAAGGUCUACCUUUUGCACAGUGGGACGGGCCGACCGUUGUCGUCUGGCUGGAGCUCUGGGUGGGGAUGCCGGCCUGGUACGUGGCCGCUUGCCGGGCCAAUGUGAAAAGCGGGGCCAUCAUGUCCGCCCUGUCGGACACGGAGAUCCAGCGGGAGAUCGGCAUCAGCAACCCUCUGCACCGGCUGAAGCUGCGGCUGGCCAUCCAGGAGAUCAUGUCCCUGACCAGCCCGUCGGCGCCCCCCACGUCCAGAACGCAGACGCUGGCCUACGGGGACAUGAACCACGAGUGGGUCGGCAACGAGUGGCUGCCCAGCCUGGGCCUCCCGCAGUACCGCAGCCUCUUCAUGGAGUGCCUGGUGGACGCACGGAUGCUCGACCACCUGACCAAGAAGGACCUGCGGGGGCAGCUCAAGAUGGUGGACAGUUUCCACAGAAACAGUUUCCAGUGUGGAAUUAUGUGCCUGCGAAGGUUAAACUAUGACCGGAAAGAGCUGGAGAGAAAAAGGGAAGAGAGCCAGGACGAAAUCAAAGAUGUGCUCGUUUGGAGCAACGAUCGCGUGAUUCGCUGGACCCUGUCGAUCGGUCUUAAAGAAUACGCAAAUAACCUCGUGGAGAGUGGGGUGCAUGGCGCUCUGGUGGCCUUGGAUGAGACCUUCGACUUCAGCACACUGGCGCUCCUAUUACAGAUCCCCACGCAGAACACACAGGCGCGUGCCGUGCUGGAAAGAGAGUUCAACAACCUUCUGGUCAUGGGGACCGACAGGCGGUGCGAUGACGAUGAUGAUAAGAGCUUUAGGAGAGCACCUUCUUGGAGAAAAAAGUUUAGACCCAAGGAUGUCCGUGGCUUAGCCGCCGGGUCAGCAGAGACUCUCCCUGCAAACUUCCGGGUCACCUCCUCUCUGUCCUCGCCCUCUAUGCAGCCGAAGAAGAUGCAGCUGGACGGCAGUGUGUCGGCAGCGCAGAGGCUGGACCCCGCCGCGGUCAGGACUUACUCCUGCUAAGGCGCCUGCGUUUACCCACACUACUUCUACAGGUGACCCGCGACGCCUGGGACCCAGCAACGACUGCAUUUUAGCAUUCAGUGGACUCUAACCUGUUAAUACUUGUUAUAUGAACCUGAGAUAUUUUAUUACAGAGUUUUUAAUUAGUGAAAAAUUCAUGAAUACCAUAGAGAAAAUAUUUUAGAAUUUAAUGUUUCUUAUAUUUAUGUAAACUUAUGCCUUCAUUUAUAGAGUUACUUACUUUUUCAUGUAUAUCCAGGCUAUAAAUAUCCUUUCAAAUCUAUUCAUGUUCUUAUAUCUAAUUUUAGUCUUUCAAAUGAAUGUACUGUAAUGCUUGUAUGUAUAAAUUCUAUGAAGAAAUGUAGGGCUUUUGUAAAUUAUGCAUUUAUUGUAAUUAUCAUUGUUUAAUUUUUUAAUAAUAAACCAUGACAGAAAAGGAUUUUACUGCGUUUGUAAAAUCAUCACUAUACCGUGCAUUAUCCCUUACGAACGUAUCCUCGCUACACAGCAAUCAUUUCGAAACAAGCAGACCUAAUUUCGAGUAAUUAUUGUUGCAUCUUAAUGACUGACCUUACUCUUUUUCUAGCAAAAAAUGCUUGAUUCUGCAGUGUGAACAGAUGAGAUGUUCGGUGUUCGAGAUAAGCUUCCCACCAACUGGGACUGGAAGUUGUUCUCAGACACUGCGAACCCGCCUGGGCCGCCCGGCGUCCUCCUCACCUCUCUCUGGACUCGGGUGGCCUGUCGCAGAGGCCGUGGGCUGGGGAUGGCCCUCGGCAGGCGGAGAGAGCUCGGUGGAGUGGGGCCCAGCCGCCCCCACCCCUGGAAGCAGAGGAAGGCACCCACUCGCCACGCGGGGACACGGCGCAGGGUCCUGAGGAUGCUGUUGCCAGCUCUAAUAAAGGCCUUAUUUUUCUUACGUAAAUCACCUUUUUACAUUUGUCUGUAAACAUGUCUAAAGAAUGGACCUCAUGGUACAUUUUUAGAUGUUGAUGAUGAGCCAUUUGGGAUUGUCGGAGUAGCCAGUGUAGCUUUCCUUUGCAAGUGGCUAUUACAGAGCCAGCAGGAAAUGGGUUCGGGUCACGGUGCGUUAUUUAUUAUGCAGCCGAGGCACAGACAGCCGACGUGUCUUCUUACGUGGGUUUCUGCUUUUGAUUUACUUGUACAAUUCACAGUUGUUUUCUAUUAAUCUUUUGUGAACUUUCUGAUUAUGUAACAAAGUAUGUACAGUCUACUUUUGAACUCUUUUUAUCACAGUGUUAUUUAUUGCUUUCUUUCAAUAAAGUACUGAAGCAUUUCGCACUGCCAA